Messenger RNA from Myotis brandtii (Brandt's bat), 858 nucleotides. RefSeq names its product multiple epidermal growth factor-like domains protein 8. The record is from RefSeq and is a predicted model, not a curated record. The transcript is spliced from 4 exons. Lineage: Eukaryota; Metazoa; Chordata; Mammalia; Chiroptera; Vespertilionidae. The coding region runs from base 1 to 633 and encodes 210 amino acids. Gene Ontology annotation, molecular function: protein binding.
AUGGAGCGGUACAGUCAGCCUACGCAGCCAGAGCGAGAGCAGAGGGGCAAGGGCUUCCCAAAGGAGCACAGGCUGUUGCUGCCUGAAGAGGCCCCUCAGACUGUGGAACUCCCAGCUGUCGCUGGUCACACCCUCACUGUGCGUAGAGGCCUGUCUUUGCUCCUGGUGGGCGGUUACUCUCCUGAAAAUGGCUUCAACCAGCAGCUGCUCGAGUACCAGCUGGCGACUGGCACCUGGGUAUCCGGAGCGCAGAGUGGGACACCCCCCACAGGUCUCUAUGGUCAUUCUGCCGUCUACCAUGAGGCCACCGACUCUCUCUACGUGUUUGGGGGUUUCCGCUUCCAUGUGGAGCUGGCAGCCCCGUCCUCCGAGCUCUACUCCCUGCACUGUCCUGACCGAACCUGGAGCCUGCUGGCCCCUUCUCAGGGGGCAAAGCCCCGCCCCCGACUUUUCCACGCCUCAGCGCUGCUAGGGGACACCAUGGUGGUCCUGGGGGGACGCUCGGACCCUGAUGAGUUCAGCAGCGAUGUGCUGCUCUACCAGGUCAACUGCAACUCCUGGCUGCUGCCUGACCUCACCCGUAAGUUCAUUGCUGUCCCUGCGAGCCCCCGGCCUGGGACCCCUGCUCAUUAGGAGUCACUUGGGUCCCUCAGACUCUCAGGCAAAGCUCCUGUCCUCUCCAUGGUAUCUAAACACCCAAGGGGAUGCCCUCCUUCCUUCCUUUUUUUUUCUUUUUUCUUAGAAAAGUUUAUUUUGCUGCUUUUAUUGGGGUCUAUGGUGGGGGCCUAGGAUUUCUACUGGCUCACUCAUUAUUGGUGAAUUUAAUACAUAAGAGCAGAAUUUAAAGCACAGGAAGAG